Messenger RNA from Daucus carota subsp. sativus, 1299 nucleotides. Its product is annotated as F-box protein At5g42460-like. Bases 1 to 1299 code for a protein of 432 amino acids. Gene Ontology annotation, molecular function: protein binding. The transcript has a single exon. The record is from RefSeq and is a predicted model, not a curated record. Lineage: Eukaryota; Viridiplantae; Streptophyta; Magnoliopsida; Apiales; Apiaceae.
AUGAGAGAAACAAGCCAAAUUGUUGGCAAACAGGCGGCAGCAGCAGAAUCAUCAGAUCAGACGAGAAAGAAGACGAGUAUGGGAGAGCGAACACUGCCGGAAGAUUUAAUGUCUUCAGAAAUACUCCCUCGAAUACCAGCAAAAUACAUUCUUCGACACCGUCUUGUUUGCAAGUCCUGGAACUCUGUUUUCUCCACACCCGCUUUCGUAAAUUCCCACCUCACUCAUCAACUCCACAACAACUCUGAAGAAAAUGAUCGAAUUAUAACAAUUAAUGGUUUUCACAACAACUCUGAAGUAAAGCGGGGUGGUCUUAUCGAGGGAGUGGACAUUCUCUCUCACAUCGAUUCGGUUCGUGUCCGUAAAGUGCCUUGCGCUUGUGACACUUUGUGUGGUUCAGUUAAUGGUUUAGUUUUAAUGGUUUCUAAACCGGAAAAAAGAUUUUGUUUAUGGAACCCGGCUAUUGGGCAAGUUAAGUUGUUUGAUUUUCCCGCACCUCAUCUUCAUCUUAAGAAUAAUGGUUACUAUGUGGCAGGAUUUUGUUGGGAUCAUGUGCAGAAUGAUUACAAGGCCUUGAUGUUCUGCUAUGAUUCGAUUUCAUCUCCCGCUAGACAAAUUUGUAUUUACUCAACAAAUUCCGCUACUUGGACUUCUUUGUGUAUCCCUCAAAAUCUCAUGUUGCCCGGACUACGUGAUUAUUUUUGGAUGUUACUAGGUCACUCUACCAUUGUCAAGGGAACCCCUUACUGGAGUUGUUCUAAAUCCUUGACUUUUCCAGGAGAGAAGCAUGUACUUAAGGUCUUCCGGACGUUCAAGUUUGUGCCUGAAAUCAACGAGUUGAGAACCCUUCCUGAUUUAGAUUCCCUCAAAUGUUGUGGAGACACUUUUAGUAUAGUCAACAUCAAGGAUCGUCUUGUUGGGAUGACAUAUAACUCAGUAACACAUGGAGGGACGAAUAUGGUGGAUAUGUAUUCUUUGGACAACGAGGAAUCCGGUAGUGGUGUUUGGAGUAAGAUGCACAUAAUAGGACCCGUGAAUUUUGGCUACAAUCAAAGGCUGCUGCACGCUUUUAGGAAUGGUGGUGAAAUAUUGAUCGGGGGAGAUUCUGGCACAUUUGCUUGCUAUGAUCCCAAAACCAAAGAAAUUAAGAGUAUUGUCGGGACAACUAGCACUAGACUUUCCUUUAGAAAGUUUGUUGGAUCUCGUUACAGUUAUACGCCUAGUUUGGUCCGUGUUCGAGGAAUGAAGUCCAUACAGAACUUUUCUACAAAGGGAGAACUUAAGGAAUUCGCUUUGUAA